Molecule: messenger RNA, 669 nt
Organism: Prorocentrum cordatum
Lineage: Eukaryota; Dinophyceae; Prorocentrales; Prorocentraceae
Source: the annotation of a GenBank genome assembly
AUGCCUCCCGCAAGAUUCGCGACGCAGGACACCUCCGGCGGAGGCCCCAGUGGCGAGGGGACGUCGUCCAAGAACGCGGGCGACUCAUACUGCCCGCGCCCGCGGGUCCUCGGCCGCGGUCCCGGGGAGGCCGCGGAGCCUGCUGGAGGCGAGCCCGGGGACGAGGAGGCGGGCGGGCGGCGCGGUGCCGACCCUGCGCUCCAGGGCCCCCGCUGGUCCCGGCUGCGCACCCGCGGCCCGCCUGUCGUCCUGCGCUGCGCCUCGGUCUGCUGCACCUGGUGCUGCUUCUUGUGCGUGCCGCUGGAGGGGUGCGCCAGGCGCUGCUGCUCCAACCGGUCCCUCGGUGCGGGUCUGCUGGUGCUACUACUCGGCGCCUUGCCGCUGCUGACGGGCCAGCCCUGCUCGAGCAGCCAUCUGCCUGCGGAGGUUCUUCGGCCGCGAGGCCGUCGACCUGACGCGGUACACAGACGCGGCGGGCAGGGCUUCCACCCCAUGCGCUUGGUCCGCACGUCGUGGCUGGUUCAGCAGUGCGGUACUGUCCUGAAGAGGCGCCAGGAGCUGCCGGAGGAGACGUUCGUGUCCGCGGGCGAGCUGCGGGCCGUCUGGGACGACGGCGAACGAGGGGGACGUGACAAAGUGGCGCCAAUAAUCGCAAUUUCGUUUUGCUAA